UACGUGAUGUCAGGGGUACCGCUUUGUCAACUUAUCGCAACCUUCCAUACCAGUCUCUUUCAAGUCAAAGCAACAUAGCACUACUCUUCGGGCCGUAUCACACUCAAGCAAACAGCAGUCACCCGGACCGAUACCUACUAUCCCCAAUCCAAUCGCCGGCUUAGGAUAUUAGAGUGGAAACUCAGCGUUGAUAAGCUGCCCGUAAACGGAGUCUAGGGAGUGGGGUUGGGCCGUGCGCUCCGGACCUAACAGGCCAUAGCAAACGCCUGUAGAUAAGCAAAGUGAGUUGAUCGCCAUUCUCACUGCCGAGGUAGAAGACCGUUCUAUGCGGGCACCUAUAUCUGGAUUAGCAGCUAGCAUCUUCGAGACUUAGCACUCUAAGCUUAUCUUUUAUACACAACUACCGCUAUCUAACAAGAGAACACCUCCAGCCUGGGUUUAACAACUUUGCUAAGAUAUAAAGAAGAGCUAUAGCGACCUAGAUAUUCUUACAUCGCGUCACCAACCUACUCCAUCAUGGCGCAACACCCUUUCGCGGAUUUAACGGCCGCCGAGAUUAUUGAAGCUCGGGAUUUGAUACAGGCCCAACACCCUAGAACUAUAUUGUCAUUCAAAGCCAUCACGUUAGAUGAACCCGAUAAAAAGUUAAUGAAGCAAUUCUUGGAAGCAGAACAUGCAGGACAAAAAGCCCCAGCUCCCGAUAGAAUUGCAUAUUGCCCGUAUUAUUUGAGGGGUACAACGACUUUCUUUGCUGCACAUGUCAAUCUCACUACCAAAAAAGUUGAAAGAUCCAGCAACACUGGUGUGCAUGGCAAUGCGGAUUUUGGGGAAGUGUUGGAGGUAGAGAAAGCGGUUAUGGAAGCUCCGGAAGUUAAGGCGGAGAUCGCCAAGCUCAACCUCCCAAGUCAUUUGGAGGUAAUUCCGGAGCCUUGGAUAUUCGGGUCAGAUGGAGUUAAUGACCUAAAUCGCCAAUAUCAAGUAUAUAUGUUUGUUCGUGAAAAGGGAAAAUUGGAUAGUAACCAUUAUGCUCGUCCAUUGCCCUUUUCGGCCGUUUUCAAUCCGACGGAGAUGAAGCUUGUCUCAGUAGAACAUAUGCCGACCGGUGCGGACCAUACAACUAAGGAACAUGGUGCAUAUAAGGAGAUACCACCCAAUGACUAUACUCCUGAGUCUGUUCAAUUGAGAACCGAUCUCAAGAGGCUUAACGUGGUUCAGCCGGAUGGACCCUCGUACACCAUCUCUUCUGAUAGGGUUCUACGCUGGCAGAAAUGGGAGUUGCGGCUUGGCUUUACAUACCGCGAAGCGCUUGUACUGAGAGAUGUCCGAUAUGAUGGUAAGCCGCUCUUCUACCGAGUUAGUUUAAGCGAGAUGACCGUUCCGUACGGAGACCCGAGAUCACCGUACCAUCGGAAAAUGGCAUUCGACUUAGGUGACGUCGGAGCCGGGAUGGUAGCCAAUGAUCUAAAGCUGGGUUGCGAUUGUUUGGGUGUGAUUACGUAUCUAGAUGGUCUUGUCUGCGACCGGGAUGGUACACCGGUUGUGAAGGAGAACGCGGUUUGCAUCCAUGAGCAAGACAACGGGAUUGGCUGGAAGCAUACUAAUUACCGAACCGAGAAUGCUUUCGUGGUGCGAAAUCGAGAACUCGUCCUUCAAAGUAUCCUAACGGUGUCAAACUACGAGUAUAUUCUGAUGUUCAUUCUGAACCAAGCCGGGGAACUAGAAUAUCAAGUUCGUGCAACCGGUAUUCUUUCGACAUCAGCCGUAGAUGAGGGCGUCAAUGUCGACUUUGGCACUGUAGUGCACCCCGGCGUGUUAGCAGCACAUCAUCAACAUAUCCUUUCGUUGCGCAUCGAUCCGGCGCUAGGCAGCUAUGAAGAUGGACAAUCACUCAUUGCGCAAGAGUCGUAUGCUAUGCCAAUCGAUGAAUACAAUCCGCACGGCACUGGCUAUCGCGCCGUCCGCAACACAAUCACGAAAGAGGGUGGAUAUGAUCUUGACUCGGCGAAAGGUAGAACCUACAUGAUACAGAACGGCCACAUGCCCAAUGCAGUCAAUGGACUCCCGGCUUCCUACAAGGUCGUGUUUCCGCCAAUGCAGCCCUUAUUAGCCCAUUCAUCGAGUUUCAACGCCAAAAGAGCCGAAUUCGCCGAUCAUCACAUUUAUGUCACAAAAUAUCGACCAGAUGAGCUAUUCUCUGGUGGGAAAUAUACGAACCAAAGCCGUGGUGGCGCCGGUAUAAAAAGCUGGAUCGCAACCAACAAUGCGGACGUUGAAGAUGAGGACAUAGUCGUUUGGGUGCAGUUCGGCCUAAACCACAUUCCUAGAAUUGAAGAUUUUCCGGUUAUGCCUGUUGAGAUUGUCAGCGUACAUCUCAAGCCAGUCAAUUUCUUUACUCGUAACCCGGCACUUGACGUGCCACAAUCUACACAGGCGCAUAAUAGGUCUAUUGAGCAUAAAGUUGGGACUGAUACCAAUGGUAUUUCUAAACUAUAA
This is a messenger RNA of Hypoxylon trugodes, 2493 nucleotides long. RefSeq names its product copper amine oxidase. NCBI's taxonomy places the organism in Eukaryota, Fungi, Ascomycota, Sordariomycetes, Xylariales, Hypoxylaceae. The record is from RefSeq and is a predicted model, not a curated record. The coding region runs from base 517 to 2493 and encodes 658 amino acids. The transcript has 5 exons. Gene Ontology annotation, biological process: amine metabolic process. Gene Ontology annotation, molecular function: quinone binding; primary methylamine oxidase activity; copper ion binding.